GAAGCAUGCUGUGCCUCAGGAGGAAGCGCGUCGUCCCAGGAGGGUACAAAGGGUACAAUGCCGUGGCAGAGUGGACUCGCUGUAAGCCGGUUUGGUCGGGAAAGAAGGACCGACGAAGCAUCUCUGCCAACCUCAAGCGCUCUCCCCAACGAUCGCGCCGUCGGGCUGCCUCUCGUGCUCUGAUGCCUGUUGUACCCAUGGUCCCCUCCUCUAUGUGGCGCGUGUCUGGUUUAGAUGAGGGACCGCAUUGUCACAAUAUCUUCCCCGACCGCAUCUCAGUAAACCGAUUCGCGGCGCGCUAUGGUACCGCUAUCCGCGCAGCCGAGGGCGAAGUCUGUUCGUCCCCGAAUGCUGGCCCGUCUUGGCGGCGCGCCCCGCUGCUUUCUGACCCGAGGAGCCCCACGGCCGGACCUGCUGCGCUAGACAGACUCAGGCGCCAGUACACUCGCGCGCCUAAGCACCCUUCUCCAUUGAACCCCGCUCGAGACUCAGCUCCCUCUGAAUACGUGCCGCCCCAGCCCGCUCGGCCGCCCAGCGGUGCCAUCUCCCUCCCCCUCGUUCGCACCAGGCGAUCCUGCCGCCGCAAAGUCGCCGCGAUGCCCUUCGCGCACUACGUAGAGCACGGGUGCCCGCGGCACUGCGCGCAGUGUGCGCGAGACAGGCUAGAUAAGCGCCUCUUGCUUCACCGUGCUAUUCACCCUCCGCCGCCGCCUCCUCCCUCUGCUGACGCCAUGCUCGUUGAUGCGCCGCUCCUGCCUGCGGCGCCGCUUCCGCCGCUCGCAGACCUCGCGCUCGCGCCGCUGCAGUAUCCGCCUGGCGCGCCGAUGCUGAAGGACUUGAACGACUUCGACGACCGUGAGGAUCCCAUGGAAGGCAUAGGGGAUGAUCAGACCUACAACUUCGGUGCCUUGUUUGCUUGAUCCGCUAGCUGGGCAACGCCAUGUUCUGAGGGCUGUCGACCGGCAAGCGCUCUGGGUAGCCCAAGGUCGGAGCAGGACCGUCUCUCU
Messenger RNA from Schizophyllum commune H4-8, 1007 nucleotides. RefSeq lists its product as uncharacterized. Bases 6 to 920 code for a protein of 304 amino acids. The transcript is spliced from 4 exons. Lineage: Eukaryota; Fungi; Basidiomycota; Agaricomycetes; Agaricales; Schizophyllaceae. The record is from RefSeq and is a predicted model, not a curated record.